Molecule: messenger RNA, 1530 nt
Organism: Ctenopharyngodon idella (grass carp)
Lineage: Eukaryota; Metazoa; Chordata; Actinopteri; Cypriniformes; Xenocyprididae
Product: histone H2B-like
Exons: 1
Coding region: 437-811 (124 amino acids)
Cellular component (GO): nucleosome
Molecular function (GO): DNA binding; structural constituent of chromatin; protein heterodimerization activity
Source: RefSeq, a predicted model, not a curated record
CUUGCAUUCAUAUAUGCAUGUCUUUUAAUGUAAGUAUAGUGUGUUCUUGAUCACAUUCACGUUGAUUAAUAAACAAGUUGUUUAUGCUUCUAAAUAAACGUUAAAAUACAGAAACUCCAGCGUGCGUAGAUAAAAAGCUUAUUAAAUUAUUCACAAUAUUUCACUUAUUCGUUCCGAAAAAUGCGGGAAAAUGAAACAGUCGGAUGUGGGGGAUGGUAGUUGUCGAUGGGUGUGAUUAACAUUUAAAGCUUCUGAUUGGCUCGCCUACAAGUCAAGGAACGUUUAAGGUGGCCAAUGAAAUCGUUCUAUGGGUGGGGCCACAAAGACUCACAAUCACAGAAGGCCGUUUUUCCAUUUUGAAAUUAGCAUAGGGCAGUGUAUAAUAACCCGCCUCUAACACUGUUGUUUUUUUUUGUGUAUCUUUAAGCGAAGCGUCAUGCCUGAACCAGCGAAGUCCGCCCCCAAAAAGGGAUCGAAGAAGGCUGUCACUAAAACUGCUGGCAAGGGAGGAAAGAAGCGCAAGAGAUCCAGGAAGGAGAGCUACGCUAUCUACGUGUACAAAGUCCUGAAGCAGGUUCAUCCCGACACCGGAAUCUCUUCCAAGGCGAUGGGAAUCAUGAACUCUUUCGUCAACGACAUCUUCGAGCGCAUCGCCGGUGAAGCGUCUCGUCUCGCUCACUACAACAAGCGCUCCACCAUCACAUCGAGAGAGAUCCAGACCGCCGUGCGUCUGCUGCUGCCCGGUGAACUGGCCAAACACGCCGUGUCUGAGGGCACAAAGGCUGUGACCAAAUACACCAGCUCAAAAUAAAGCGAUGUCUGAUCUGAUCAGCGAACCCAAAGGCUCUUUUAAGAGCCACCCAUGUUGUUUUUCAAAAGAGCCUUGAUCUUACACUGUUGUCAAAUCAAAUAAAAGUGAAGGAACUGAUAUCAGUUCCUCAGUGUUUAUUGCUGUUAAUCAUCAGUCUGGUUUAGCAAAUGAAUUACAAUAUAUGGUUGCACUUUAUUUUACAGUACGAUUUUAUAGUGUACUUCCCUAAGAAAAUACUGGGUAAUAUAAAGUAACUAUGUAGGUGGUUCAUUAUAAAAUGUAAUAUUGUUAAUGAACUUAUUUUUUGUGGUCUCAUAUUUGUGUUUUGAGUUUACAAUAUGACACAAUGUACAUAAUACUAGUGGGAACCAUUCAUGCAGAAUAUUGUUUUAUGUGGGGCACAUAUUGGUGACUCACGUGAUGCCUCGUGAGAUAUGCGAACAGCGCCAUCUUUAGAAGCACAUUUGCCACUGACGGGGUCGGUUGUGCUUUCUUUCGCUCUUCAAACGAGAGUGCUGUGUGGGCAGACUGAAGGGGAAGACAUGUGUAUCCCAAAAAAAUCAUUGUGCUUUGUGUUUCUACAGGCCUGUUUCUUCAGAAUAAACAUUCUGGGACGUUUUCCAUCAUUGUCUUCAUUGAGAAUAACAAAACACAACCAGAGUAAAACUGCUACAACUAGUUAGGGGUUGAUUCAGGGGGACCUAGUCAUUACCCAAUUA